Molecule: messenger RNA, 312 nt
Organism: Eimeria maxima
Lineage: Eukaryota; Apicomplexa; Conoidasida; Eucoccidiorida; Eimeriidae
Exons: 3
Coding region: 1-312 (103 amino acids)
Source: RefSeq, a predicted model, not a curated record
AUGAGGCAAAAGGGGGCAGAAGAGGACAAGAAGGAGACAGGAGACAAGGGGACACCGCCCGUGGAUACGGAGCGUCUCCUCCGAGUGGCAUUAUAUUUGGCAUUCCUAUCGAUUGAUGAAUCGCCAAUUCUUUGCGUUUACAAGAAGAUGGAUGAGAUAGUUGAGCAAGACGACCACCAAAAUGAUAAGGAAAAAUUUAUGGAUACAUUAUUAAGCUCUUUAGGGGCGGCAUUUUCUGAUUUAAAUUCUGUUGUAUCUGAACAAUUAAAUGAAGACUUUGCCCUAAGGAACCAUCUACCCUUGUACGCGUAA